AUGAGUUUAGUGCCAUAUAAAGAGGGUUCAGUGAUACUGGAUGAUCCGAGAUCAAGGUCUUUGGUAAUUGUGCAUCCAUCGAACGGUUCAUUGGAGUUCUUUCAACAGGUCUUCGAUUUAGAGAACGCUGCAUCGGGAUCAUCGUGGGAUCAAAAGACUACAGCUGCAAUUGCAUCGUUCGUAUGUCCGCAGUGUGGUACCGAGUUCAAUCCAGCUGUUGGUGUAGCUUCCCCUGUGGAUGAAGAAUCUAUACAGGAGGAUGAGUCGAUGAAGGAAUUACCGGUUGCCAGAUCGAUUGGUUCGAGAAGUGACCUACCACGUAAAUACUUCAAGCUGCUGGAGAGCAGUCAUAGGCAUUACUCUUUGGAUCAGGGUCGAGCGACUUUGGGACCUCAACAUCAGUAUUUUAUCCCAGACAGCCUAUUCAUACCAGGAUACUACCGCAAAUUCUUCAAGACUUUAUCACUGCUGGGGAACGGUGCCCGUGGAUCGGUGUACAAGGUUGUACACAAGAUCGGAGAUAUCGAUUUGGGUAUCUUUGCAUUGAAAAAGAUUCCUAUAGGUAACGACAUGGAGUGGUUUCAAAAAUGUAUUCGUGAAGUGAAGGCAUUGAGCUCAUUAACCCAUCGCAGUGUCAAUUUAAUCACUUACAAUCAUGUGUGGCUUGAGAUGAACACUGCAUGCGGAUUGUUAAGGACGCUGGAUGGCCGAGAACCAGAUGCCAUGGAGGAUAUCCCAUGCAUAUUCAUUCUUCAACAGUAUUGUAGUGGAGGCAAUCUCGAGGACUACAUACUCAAGGACGUGUUCCACAAAUUCCAGGAUUUACAAUCACCAGAAGAAAGAAAAAAGAGAUUCUUGUACAAGAGAAAGCACCCGAACGAAUCUCUAGGUCUCUCUACCGGACAAAUUUUGUCAAUAACGAAGGACAUAGCUAUAGGGCUUCAAGAAUUACACGACAUAGGUCUCAUACAUCGAGAUCUCAAACCUUCCAACUGUUUGCUGUUGGAGGAAAAUACUAAAAAAUCCGUUAUCCAGGAAUACAACCCAACGAUAGUCAUUGGUGAUCUAGGUGAAUGUCAGAUUGAUGGGGAAUCUAGAACAGCAACUGGAGCUACGGGAACUUUAGAGUUCACGGCACCUGAGGUGAUUAUCCCGGGGACUGGCCACCAUAAGCCUACAAAUUACAACGAAUACACUUUUGCAUCGGACAUGUAUUCGCUAGGUAUGAUUUGCUACUUUAUCGUCUUCGGUGAAUUGCCUUUUAAAUCUCAAUUAGAGAUUGGAGAAUUGAAGCAAAAUAUCAUGAUGUUCACUCUCGACAAGAAUGCUUUAAUGGAAAUGCACAAUGAAAGAAAUCUCAAGCCAAUUGAUAGCAGGAUUUUCGAGCUAAUGGAACUGCUCUUAUCACAGAAUGUCAAUGAGAGACUGACAGCAGCCGAGGUCGUCACCAUGAUCGAGAGUAUAUCAGAGUCUACCGCAGAAGAGAAAUCUGAGAAGGAAGCUUGUAGCAACGAGAUAGCUAUUCUACACAAGGACGAAGUCGUGCCAUCAAAGGACGAUCUUCUUGAAAAGCAUUCUAUAGAAUACGUUGAUCCAAGCGCAGAAAGGUCGUCCUCAAUCGCCAAACGGAGUAAACUGGCUCACAGUAAGAAGAUAUUAUGCGUUACGAUAAACCUAGCUUUAACAGCUUUUACUAUCUCAUCGUCCAACGAUAUGUCACUUGUGUGCUACAUUUCACUAGUUCUGUUUGGAAUGUCUGUAACCUCCAGUCUGAAGGAUCAAAAGUGGUUUCUGGCCAUUUUUGGUUGCCUUGCAUUACGUCACCAAUGGAUUAGAUUUCAUAAGUGA
Molecule: messenger RNA, 1848 nt
Organism: Torulaspora delbrueckii
Lineage: Eukaryota; Fungi; Ascomycota; Saccharomycetes; Saccharomycetales; Saccharomycetaceae
Gene: IKS1
Product: protein kinase IKS1
Exons: 1
Coding region: 1-1848 (615 amino acids)
Biological process (GO): protein phosphorylation
Molecular function (GO): ATP binding; protein kinase activity
Source: RefSeq, a predicted model, not a curated record